CAAAUUUGAAUUAUAAAAAAAUUUAAAAUAAAUUAACAAUUCAAAUUCUGUAAUUAGAAAUUAUGCUACACUUAUAAAAUUUGUAGGUAGAAAAGCCCGGAAGGAUCUAAUCAAAUAAAGCCCAAGGUCAUGAUGCCACUAAAAGCUAAAAACACAAAACUUCAAUUUUUCCAGGGAAUUGGCCUUGAGUUGAGAUUUCGCAAAAUGGAAUUUUAGUCAUCUACAAAGAUAGGAAAUAUUUUGCUGCAGUUAAAACUACAAUUUUCGCAUUAAAAUGCUAACAAAAACUCUUUUACGAACUGUUCGUUUAAAUUUUCAAAAUGCAUUCAAACGAAGCAGCUACUACAACUAUCAUCAACAAAGGAUGACGUCUAACAAUUCAGCAGACAUGCUAGCAACUUUCACCUGUAACGCACAGGAAAGAAUUGCUACCUUACCUGAAUUGAAACUAGCAAUAACCAAGGACAUGGGAGUGGAUAAAGGAUAUGACCCGAUUCAGAAAGACCGUUCGCACUUACUGAAAUACCUUCCAAAAAGCCAAAAUGAGUUACCAAAGCGUGCCAUGAAAGAUAGUUUUUUAGUUGGAAUAAUCCCUUUAUCCAAAGACAAAGCGCUAAGAGAUAAAUACACCACAUUUCUGGGUCAAGUUAGGAUCGGUAGAUUGUUAGAGGAUAUGGAUAUAUUUGCUGUAAUGGUAGUGCACAAGCACAUUCAAAAUCCAAAUAAACCAGAAAAUGAAAUUUUUCCUUACACGAUUGUAACUGCUCAAGUCGAUAAAAUAGACUUCACUGAGUUCAUACCUAAAACUGGUGAAGAUAUAAAAAUAUCCGGUCAUGUCAGUUGGGUAGGAAAAUCUUCCCUGGAAGUUGUUGUGUGGUUAGAGCAAUUAAUGCACGGAACCUGGCAUAGAAUUACUAGAGCUCUAUUCUUGAUGGCUACCAGAGAUUCGGUUAACAGCAAAGCUUGUAUCGUGAAUUCACUUGAACCGGCCGAUGAUAGAGAAAAAGAAAUUUUAUCGGGAGGCGAAACUAGGAAGAAAAGGAGGUUUUUAAUGCAACAAAACCAUGUCUCGAAAUUAAUCCCUGAUGCUGAAGAGCAACAACUUAUCCACAACUUGUACAUUCGAACCAUGGAUAAGGAUAGUAGUGUGAGAAAAGUUCUUCCGCACGGUUGCGUUUGGAUGGCUAACGCUACAAUUUCAAACGUAAUCUUCUCCCAUCCGGAAGAGCGAAACAUGCAUAAUAAAGUAUUUGGAGGCUUCAUAAUGCGAAUGGCUCAAGAACUGGCGUGGGUCUUGGGUUUCACUUACAGCAAAUACAGGCCCGUCAUGAAGAGCAUCAGCGACAUUAGUUUUCAAAAGGCCAUUGCCGUUAGCUCUCUAAUAAGAAUGCACGCUAACGUGGUUUAUACUCAAUUAAAUUACAUUCAAGUGUUAGUUCACGUGGAGGUUUACAAUUCUAUAACGGGGGAAAACGAUACGACGAAUACUUUGCACUUUACAUUUCAAGUACCUGAAGUUGUUAACGAGGUCAUACCUCAAACUUACCACGAAGCGAUGAUGUAUAUUGAUGGUAGAAGACAUUUCGAGCACGUGAUGGGCAAAUUUAAUUUCCCCAGUAGAUUGUAAUUUUAUUGUUGUUUGUUAAGUUUAAAAAUUUUAAUGCUGUGAAGCUUUAAAAAUAAGCGCUUAUUGUGGUACUAUACGUAUAAUGAGUUGUAAUGUCUUCAAAAAGUAAGAACCGUCUUAACUAAUUAUAGGUAAUAUUAAGGAAUGAAUGAUAUUAGCUCCAUUUUUAUUUAUUUUAUAAUUUUUACAUUUUUAAUAGGUAAUAAAAG
Phyllotreta striolata is the source of this 1836-nucleotide messenger RNA. Lineage: Eukaryota; Metazoa; Arthropoda; Insecta; Coleoptera; Chrysomelidae. The record is from the annotation of a GenBank genome assembly.